UAAUUCGAUCAAAACCCUAAUCCUCUCGGAGGUAGCCACUAUAUACAUAUACAGAGAGACGAAAGCUUUUCCCAAACUCCACUGCUCGGAGCUGUAGAAAUCAACCAAGACCCAUCCAAAUGGCACCAAAGAAGGACAAGGCUCCUCCACCGUCCUCGAAGCCCGCGAAGUCUGGCGGAGGCAAGCAGAAGAAGAAGAAAUGGAGCAAGGGAAAGCAAAAGGAGAAAGUUAACAACACGGUUCUUUUCGACCAGGCAACAUAUGACAAGCUUCUAAGUGAAGUUCCAAAGUACAAGCUUGUGACUCCUUCAAUCUUGUCUGAUAGGUUGAGGAUUAGUGGAUCGCUAGCACGUAGAGCUAUUAAGGAUUUGAUGGCAAGGGGUUCCAUUAGGAUGAUCUCGGCUCACGCUAGUCAACAGAUCUAUACCAGGGCCACAAACACUUGAUUGACAGAAAUAUUUUUUCCAGAUAGACGAGAUGAGAAGCUAAUUCUUGUUAUGUUUCUAGAUUAAAUAUUUCCGAUUUUGUUUUCUUCAAACAAACGCUCAGUUUUGAAAUCUUUUUGCUUUACUUUAACCAUUAGUUUAUUACAUACUUUCAAAUCUUUGUUGACAUUGUAUUGUUCUAGUAUUUCCUGGUCGGUAGAUCAUUACAAGUCUUUCGUUUUAUAUACAAUCCUGGAGCAUAAAAUAUUUAUUUUGAUAUGCUGUCAGGAUUCAUUUUAGUUAAUUAAUUUGAGCAAGAACAAUGUUCUUGAAGCAAAG
Molecule: messenger RNA, 764 nt
Organism: Morus notabilis
Lineage: Eukaryota; Viridiplantae; Streptophyta; Magnoliopsida; Rosales; Moraceae
Product: 40S ribosomal protein S25
Exons: 4
Coding region: 120-446 (108 amino acids)
Cellular component (GO): cytosolic small ribosomal subunit
Molecular function (GO): structural constituent of ribosome
Source: RefSeq, a predicted model, not a curated record